AUGACGCCUCCCAUCCAUAUCGACAAUGCUCCAAAUCAUUACCUGCAAAUCUUAUCCAGCGUCGUCUUCGGUAGUCUUGAGUGUAUUGGGUACAAUCCUUCCAUCAGUAUAUUCACAAAGACGCUUCGCCCCGCUCAACUCAAAAAUCCAACUUCUCGCCCUUCUAUGAACAAACCACCCGCACAAGCUCAAGUGAACAGUUCCCAGACAGGAGGUCAGAUCGGAGGCACUGCAACACCUGAGUCUGAUUUGGGGAUAGACUUAGACGUGGAGAUGGGCUCGGACUUAGAGGAAAGCCUCCCUAUAGACCCCCCUCAGUUAGAAAUACCCCAAGAUCCCCUUUGUGCGACUUAUUCAACCCUGAUCAGCAGGAUCAUAGUCAACGACCACGCAUAUGAUAUUCUCGAACUCAUAUUCUCGAGUCAGGGGCUCGUUGGGCGUGGUACUGUGUGCUAUUUAGCCAGGAGGGAUGAUAAAGAAUACAUCAUCAAGGACCAUUGGGUCCUUGGGGGUAAAGAUGUUGUGUUGAACGAGGUUAAAAUGCUGCGGGAGAUGCAAGGGGUCUGUGGUGUGCCAGAACUGGUCGAGUAUUGGCUUGUCGAAAUCGCGCCCAAUGAGCCUCGCACGCGACCUUUGCAUGCAUUCCAGACAAGAGUAGAGCUGGUGAGUGCUCUUCAGGACAUCGUCAAAAUUCAACAGACAGCAGUCGAGGAUCGUGGAAUUCUUCACUGUGAUUGUAGUCUUAAUAAUGCUAUGAUCGAGGAUGACGGCGAUGGGACCCACGGACUCUUGAUUGAUUGGGAAUUCGCAGUGCAUAUCUAUGCUGGCCAGAAAUAUGUUAUCGGUGGGACGGGCACAUUGCCUUUCAUGUCACAUUCACUUCUGUGGCAGCUUUCAGAGGCUGUGGGCGACCCUGCAACAUCUGCUCACAGCUGGAAGGUGAAGGUUGCCACGUCUUCCCUUGCAAAACCGCCCCCCCUCAUCCAACAUCACUACCAUGAUGAUUUGGAGUUGCUUUUUUACGUCUUGGUGUGCAUCUGCAUUGAAUCCAGGGGUCCUCUUGGAGUUAGACAUGAUCUCUCAGCUGAUAGGAGUCAAGAAUGGCUACCACAUCUAUGGUCCGCCGGCACGUUACAAGCAGGCGGUGAUUUGAAGACUUUGUUUUUUUUUCACCCAAAUGCACACAAACUCCAGAAACAAUUCCACCCCUACUUCAAGACGCUACUCCCACUUGCAACACAAUGGUACCACCUGAUCAGAAACAAAGGACUGUUGAAUGCAGUAACUUUCCAGGAGGUCCUCAAUCUGUUGGAAACACAUCUUGCCACGCUUCCGAAGAACUAG
Messenger RNA from Suillus discolor, 1344 nucleotides. RefSeq lists its product as uncharacterized. The record is from RefSeq and is a predicted model, not a curated record. Lineage: Eukaryota; Fungi; Basidiomycota; Agaricomycetes; Boletales; Suillaceae. Bases 1 to 1344 code for a protein of 447 amino acids. The transcript is spliced from 4 exons.